This is a messenger RNA of Astrephomene gubernaculifera, 362 nucleotides long. The record is from the annotation of a GenBank genome assembly. NCBI's taxonomy places the organism in Eukaryota, Viridiplantae, Chlorophyta, Chlorophyceae, Chlamydomonadales, Astrephomenaceae.
AAGCGAGAUAACUCGCGGCAACGGCAACGGCAGGCGCGGGACGUGGAAGACAGCGCUUCUGAGGAGGACGAGGAGGAGGAGGAGGAGUACGAAUCCGGGAGCACGACCUCAGCUUCCGAAUCGCAGUCGGAGCUAGGAGUCCAGGCAUCCAAGAGGCAUAAGGGAGGCGGCCGGGAUGACCGCGACGGCAGCAAAGGCGAGCGGGAGGGCAGCAAGGCGGACCGCGAGGUGCUCGCCAAGCAGCAGCGCGACAGGGAACGGGAGCGCCAGCGGGAGCGGGAGCGUGACCGAGAACGGGAGCGAGAGCGAGAGCGGCACCGAGGAAAGGAGCGGGAUCGUGACGGGGAGCGCGAACGGGAUAG